GAUGCUUCGGCCGCGGAGCUGGAGCGUUGGCGGAACCAUGUGCAGAAUGGUCACGUACCGUUCCGUCGAGAUUGCAAGCAGUGUGUUGAAGGGGCGGCUGUGGGGAUUCAACAUAGACGUGUGCGACACCCGCAGAGUUAUACGCUCUCCGCGGACCUAUUUGGUCCAGUUCCUCUUGCUGAGCAUGGCCGAGAUGUCAGCAGUUGAAGGGUGCACCGCAUCGCAUGGAGUAGAGGACUUAGAGCUUGGUGGGGAUCUAGGUGGUCUAGAGGAGGAGCUCCUAAGGGAACUCUUUGACUCACCACUCCCUGGAGCAGUAGGUGAGAGCUUAGACCCAGAAGGCCUUAAGGCUUUGAUCCAGGAGCUUAAGGAGCCCGUGGAGCAGGUUGUUUUGCGCUACGUAGUCCCACUGAAGGGGAAGACAGGCCAGGCUUCGGACGCUGAUCUGUUCUUCAGGAUUGCCUGUUCACUGGUGGCCGUUGGCAGCAAGGACGGAUCCCGCCAACUGAUGAACCGUUGGGUUGAGACCCGGUACGGGGCGCCUCAUACGACGAUACCUGAGGGACAUGUUUUGAUCACCAGCGCGGGAAAUUUGGUUGCUUCAAAGGGGUUCAGGGCUAAGUUUGUGGAUCCGAAUGAGCUGGAAGGAGCCGGUCUUCCUGCCUUGCACAGCCCUGAGGAGUGCGAGAAUCAGGAGGAGCAGGGCCCUGGGUUUGAGGAUGGGGUAGUGGGUGAUGCUGCCUCAGCCUUGACGCCUGAGCGUCGCCUUAGAAUGAAAACCGCCGUACGAUUUGUAGAGUGUGAACCGGAGUCGGACCCAGAGUCCUACGCGCACCACUGUAUUCUCCAUGGGAACUAUUCCCGUGAAGCGCUCAGCCACUUAUUAAAUAAGCUGCCGGAGAAAUGGCUUAGCUCUAAGGUGUUGAACCGGUCCCUAUACCUCAUGCUACGCCAAGGGGACAAGGUUGAUGAACCAACGUGGACAGCUUUGAUGGUUGCAAAGGCAGGCGAUAUAGGAGAAGGUGGCACCGAGUCCACGCAGCCUGAUUGGUUGAGUGAGCGGGUUGAGAGCCUGAAGAGAUCCGCUAAGCUGUCUCAAGAAGAUUGGUGUGAUUUGAAGCGCCUGGACUUCGUUACCCCGACUAAGGAGCAGCCGCAGGCCAUGAAGAGGGAGAGCAACCAGAGGGUGUGCUUCAAGACGAUGUGCAGCCAGACUCGAUUACCCAGCUGGUUGGAUGGGACUUUAGUAACGGGGAUCCUGGAGAGUUUCCUAGGAGUCCAGACUCCAGAGGAUUUACCAUAUCUCUUUGAAGAAGAUUUAAUCGAGCUCGGCAUCUCCCCGUUGACAGCCUCUAGGUCGCAGCGUCAGAUCCCGUGGAUUAUCCAGAACCGCACCCUUAGGGUUCCAGAGGAGACAACGCAAGCAGACCCAACGGAUUCACUCACUCCACAGGUGCCUUUGAGGAGGCCGCAUCAGGCAGACAUCUACGAAGAAGAUUACUUAGAGAUGAUGUAUCUUCAGUCAAUGUGGAAUGGUGAAGAUGAUGAUCCGGGUGACAAUUGGCCCCCCGUUGAUGAUGAAAUGUUAAAUGUUCCGGAGGAGACUCAAGCAGACCCGCCAGAAGGGGGUACCGUAGCAAGUCAGAUCCACCAAGCAACUCGAGCUGACGUUAGUGGUCGUGAUGUGCAGAUCGGAGUUCCAGUGGGAAAUCCCCUUAGGUCGCUAAGUGCACCGCCGGCCGCCCAGACCGCAGAGGUUAGGAGAGUAGAGGACGAUGCUUAUACUCCGAACAUAGAGGCCCUUUUGGAAGAGCUUCAAGGCCCUCUAGAAGUUGUGCAUAACGUCGCUCCAGCAGAUGUCCGAGCCCACCUUGAUCGGUGGAAGCCCUCAGCAGUGGCAGAGGUCCAGUCUCUGGAAGGCAUGAAGGCGAUUCGGAGGUUCAGAGGACAGCAAGCACGAGAGAUUCUUCGUGAUAGCACCAUCGAGUUAAUUCCAGCCAAGGCAGUUUGCACUAUCAAACCAGGAGAGCCUUUCAAGCGCAAGUUCAGAGUGGUGAGUUGCGGCAACUAUGCCUCAACUACCGAGGAAACGUUGCUCUACGCCGGUGGGGCGGGAGCAGAGUGCCUGAGGACUCUACUGGUGUAUGCGGGUAGACGGGGCCGAAGAUGUUACGGUUUGGACGUGAAGUCUGCGUUUCUGCUGGCACCAAUCCCUGCGUAUGUCACCAAGAAGUACGGGGUACGACCCCCGAAGUUACUGGUGGAGAUGGGCGUGUGCUCUCCAGACGAGAUCUGGAUAAUAGACAGAGCCCUCUACGGGUUUCGUGAAAGCCCACGCUGGUGGGCGGAGCAUCGAGAUAGCGUGCUCCGAACGGCCAGUUGGACUACGCCAUAUGGGCAGGCUCAUCUUGAGCAGUUCUCCAGUGAGGGGAACGUCUGGGCGAUGAAGCUGAGUACGGGCGAAACCUUGGGUCACGUACUGAUAUACGUGGAUGAUUUUCUUCUGCUAACUGACUCAGACGUGGCUGAAGCCUUCAUUGGGUGGAUUCGAGAGAG
Messenger RNA from Symbiodinium necroappetens, 2556 nucleotides. Lineage: Eukaryota; Dinophyceae; Suessiales; Symbiodiniaceae. The record is from the annotation of a GenBank genome assembly.